AUGAAGUUUGUCGCCCACGACGCCACCCCCGAGCUCAGAUGUGUCGACGUCAAUCGCGACUACGUCAUCACCGGUGGCGACGGCCUCGACGUCUACCCAACUCUGCUGUUGAGUCCCGAGCACGUGACGCUUACCCCCCACCACAUCGACCACCCCGCCAUCGUCUACACCGUCGCCAUUAAACCUACCAACAAUUCGGUGGUGUUUGGCGAUAAUGACGGCCAUCUUUGGUUCUACGAUAUGGAUGACGCCGACAGUGCCCCCAGAAAACUCUAUCCCAUGGUGGAGCGCAGCUCGCGGCCCCAGAUCGUGCUGAUUGCCUGGGACCCGUGUGGCCACAUCUUUGCCUUCAGUACCGAUGAUGCCAAAGUGUGGAUUUAUGAUCUCAUGAGACAAACCAUACAGGAGCUCACCACGCUUGAUCGGACCAAAGAGAAACCGCUGAUCCAGCGACUGUUGGCAUUUGACCCUACAGAGAACUAUCUUGUCACUUGUGGCGACGAUACUAUGGUCUACGUCUACCAAUGGUACACUAGUGUUGGCAAUUACAAGUUCAGACUCGUCCACAAAAAUACCAAGCUCGUCAACUCGGUGCCGCUCCUUUGUGACCAACGCCGCAUCUCGUGGCUGCCUGAUGGCGAGCUUGUCGCCAUUCCUCUGGCGCUGAAGCAGCAUACCACUCUUAUUUCACUCAUGUCGCUUUCCCAAGGAUGGAACCAUCGUGUCAGUCUCGUUGGCCAUGGUGUCGGCUGUGCUGGCGCUCAGUUUAAUCCGAAGGUAUUCACGUCAGCUGAACCGGCGACAGGCGAAACAAUCUAUUUCAUUUUGGCAUCGAUUGACACCAAUCGCAACUUGGCCAUUUGGAACACCACUAAAGAAAAGCCUAUCUCCACUCUAUCGGAAGUGUUCAAGAGCGCCGCGGUGGAUUUAGCCUGGCACCCUGAUGGCCAACUUUUGGCGGUGGUCUCACCUGAAGGCAAGUUGGGCGUAGCCUACUUUGAGCCCAAGGAGCUCGGAGUUGAGGUGGGCCCUGAAGUGCUCAAACAAUUGAAAUCAUUACAUGAUGAACACGUGAAGCCGAUGGAUUUCAAAUACAGUGAUGCACCGCCUCAAAGAGGCAAGAAAGCUCAAGCAAUUGAGAUGGUCGACCAACUGCAAGCUAUCGACGUUCUUAAAGAAAAGCCGGAGUCCGGGUCAACCGAAGUCGUCAAGGAUGAAAAAAGUUCAACACCCGCAGCGCCGACUGAGGAGGAUAAAUCUCCGGUGUUUGGCGAAAUUGUACCUGAGAUUCCCGAGGUGGACACCCAAAUCAAGUCGGAAACUCCUUCGACACCACCGACGACAGCUGCCCAACCCAAAAGAGGCAAGAAGCGCGUCACUCCCGUCACCGCCUCGGCAACUAAUCAAAAAGUCACCACAAAAGAUGGUAAGAAGCGAGUGAAACCUACCCUUAUAUCAAACGGCACAUCUCUGGCGCUGGCGCUGGUGCCGGCGAUCUCAUCCUCAAUUGAGCAAGAUCUGGGAAUUCCAAAGUCGCUCAUGGAGUUGAAUAAGACCAGCUAUGGUGUCAGUGAGGCUUACGCAAAACAGAUCAAACGAUCGAAGCAAGAGGAAGGGACCAGCAAGAAGCUAAAGCGGGACCUUGAACCCGUGAAGUUUAUUGGUCUGGUUAUGGUCAAUCCCACGAUUGCAUUCUCUAAAGUGAGACUUGCUACCCCCAAAGUUCGUCUUCAUAUUCAGGUUGGUACUCCGAAUGGUACGUUGGAGAUCAGAAACGGUAGUGGUAAUGAAACCAUGCCGACGAGAAUCUCGUUUCUUAAAAAGGAGCGCCAAGUGUGGUGUGAUUUCAUCCCGCGAUACGUUCAGCUUGUCACCACUAGCGAUGAGUUUUUGGCUGUGGCUACACUGGAUGGUCAAAUCAUUAUUUACGCACAGGAUCUGGGCAGAAGAAUAUUACCCCCAAUGAUGCUUGGAGCGCCAUUGGUAUUCUUUGAAAGCCAAGGUCCGUACCUUAUGGCGGUGACUCUGGUGGGUGAGCUUAUGGUGUGGGAUGUGACUCAGAAAAAGAUCCAUCUUCUGACAACGCUUGCCCCCGUGUUGGAGUUAUCAGCAAAAUUCCAGGAAGACGGUCUUUCUAAAAGUGACAAUAUCACUAUGUGUCUGGUGCUGGAGAAGGGUACUCCCGUGGUCACGUUGUCCAAUGGUGCCGGCUACUUAUACAACACGGGCAUGGCAGUGUGGCAAACGGUCUCUGAGCUGUGGUGGCUUUUUGGGUCGCAUUAUUGGGAUCUGAAUGAAGAUGGUGAUGCUAGCGCCAAGAAGGAUGGUGAUAAGGAAGGACUGAUUCUUGAUUUACUUGAACAUCGUACUAAUGAUGAGGUCAUCCGCAAGACCCGUACUGGACGGGGCAAGUACUUCAACAAGAUCAAUAAGAACAUGAUGAUGAAAGAAGGUUACGAAGAUCUCGAAAACUCCAUCUCCAUUUCUCAUUUGGAAAACCGCAUGCUUGUGUCGCAAUUACUUGGUGAACAGAAAGAGUUUUACAAACACUUCCAAACUUAUUGCUCGCGUAUUUGUGAGCUUGGGUUAAAGACUAAGUUGUUUGAAGUGUGUCAACGGUUACUUGAUCCCAGUACCCCGCAGUUUACUGAUAAAAGCAAUCAUGAUCUCUUGCGUGAGGUGGUGGAACUGUGUUCUAAGCACCGUGAUGUUCAACGCAUUUUGAUUCAUUUUGCGAAGAAGUUGGAAUUAGUCUAG
Messenger RNA from Diutina rugosa, 2757 nucleotides. RefSeq lists its product as uncharacterized. Gene Ontology annotation, cellular component: HIR complex; nucleus. The record is from RefSeq and is a predicted model, not a curated record. Lineage: Eukaryota; Fungi; Ascomycota; Pichiomycetes; Serinales; Debaryomycetaceae. Gene Ontology annotation, molecular function: nucleosome binding; protein binding. Bases 1 to 2757 code for a protein of 918 amino acids. Gene Ontology annotation, biological process: chromatin remodeling; DNA-templated transcription; regulation of DNA-templated transcription. The transcript has a single exon.